Spinacia oleracea (spinach) is the source of this 1323-nucleotide messenger RNA. RefSeq names its product peroxidase 5-like. Gene Ontology annotation, molecular function: heme binding; peroxidase activity. The record is from RefSeq and is a predicted model, not a curated record. The transcript is spliced from 4 exons. Gene Ontology annotation, biological process: response to oxidative stress; hydrogen peroxide catabolic process. Bases 33 to 1055 code for a protein of 340 amino acids. NCBI's taxonomy places the organism in Eukaryota, Viridiplantae, Streptophyta, Magnoliopsida, Caryophyllales, Amaranthaceae.
CAACAAACAAGCUCAUAUUGCCAACACUAAUAAUGAAAUUCUUGCAUCAAAAUAUAGAAACACAUAGAUCUAACUUGUUCAUGAUAAUGAAGCGAAUUUUAUCAGUUAUAGUGAUAUGUUCCUUAAUCUCUCAUAGUCAAGCAGCACUGGAAGUAGGAUUUUACCGCGAUAAAUGUCCAUUUGCUGAAGCUAUAAUCAACCAUGAGGUCAAAAAAUCCUACCUUAUAGACAAAGGCAUUGCUGCUGGCAUUGUUAGGCUGCAAUUCCAUGACUGUUUUGUCAGGGGUUGUGAUGGAUCAAUUUUCAUAGAUUCAACCCCAACAAAUCAAGCUGAGAAAGACGGUUCAACCAACGAAUCAAUAAGAGGUUUGGAAGUGAUCUACAAUGCUAAGGAUAAACUCGAAGCUGUGUGUCCUGGAGUUUUGUCCUGUGCUGAUAUUCUAGCAUAUGCUGCUAGGGAUUCCAAUGUACUUUCAGGAGGAGUGUACUGGGAUGUACCAGCAGGAAGGAGAGAUGGCAGGAUUUCAAGAGCAUCAGAAAUUGUUGAUAUCCCUCUUCCUUCUUUUAACCUUGUUCAAAUCACUGAAUCUUUUGCAAACAAGGGUUUGACACAGGCUGAUAUGGUUGCUCUUUCUGGAUCACAUUCAAUUGGUCGGUCACACUGCUUCCAGUUCACUGACAGACUCUACAACCAUAACACCAAAACAAUGAAGGACCCAAACCUAGACCCACAUUAUGCACAGCUCCUAAGAAUAGUGUGUCCAAAAGUUCUGCAAGAAAUUUUUAACCAAACCUUGGUUGUUGGAAUGAACCAAAGUCCGUUUUACAUGGACUCGAGCUACUAUGGAAAUCUUUUCAAACAUGCUGGUUUAUUUGUUUCUGAUCAGUCACUCUUAGACAGCCAGACGACUGCUACUCAGGCGGCAAGUUAUGCAGCGAAUGAUUUGUCUUGGAAAGUGGAUUUUGCUCAAGCUAUGAUUAAGUUAAGCCAGGUUCAAGUAUUAACUGGAAAUCAAGGAGAGAUUCGAGCUAAUUGCAGGGUGAUUAAUCCAUAAAUAUAAAAAAAGACUGCUUGGUUAGGUAGCAAAAUUUGCUGUAUUUUCUGCUGUUAGUGUACUUCUAAAUAAGCCAGAGGCUUAGAUUAGAAGUCUCAAAAUGUGGAUUUGAGAAUUUCAGAAUUGUCAAACAAUAGACACCUUUUCUUAGUGAAUUGUCUGUUUUUUAAUAAAAACUGAAGCCAAAUGAUAAAAAAAAUCUACAUAAAUCACUAAAAAUCCUCUGUUAUGACAUACAGAAUAUUAAAUAUACAUUUCUUUUUGUCGA